AUGUCUUCACUUCGUCUUGCUAAGCUUCCUUUCAAGAGGGGUCUUUUGAACGCCAGUCGUGUAGCUGGUGGCAGUGGUGCUCGUUUGGGCGUUUCAGCUCGUCAUUUUUCGAGAACUGUCGGCAGAGCUCAGGAGGCUGCGAAGCCAAAGGCCGAGCCUAAGGUCGAGCCAAAUGCCGGUGCUGGCGCUGGUGCUGGAGCCGGUGGUAGUUCGGGUGGUAGUGGUUUUGGCACUUUCGCUGUUGUUUUGGGUGCUGCCGCUGCUGGUUAUUAUGGAUAUACCCAGUUUUAUGCUGGAAGUGAUAGUACUGAUGCUGCUGCUAAGGAUGCUGGUAUUAAGACCUUUGACGAUUAUAAGAAGGUUUACGAGGCCAUUGCUAAGAAAUUGGUGGAUGACGACGACUAUGACGAUGGAUCUUAUGGACCAGUACUUGUUCGUCUCGCAUGGCAUGCUUCUGGUAGUUACAGUAAAGUGUCUGCCGAUGGUGGUUCGGGUGCUGGUACUAUGAGAUUCGCUAAAGAGAUCGGUUAUGGUGCCAAUGCUGGUUUGGAUAACGGUCGUAAAUUCUUGAAGAGCAUCCACGACGAGUUCCCAUGGCUGUCACACGGUGAUUUGUAUACUUUGGGAGGAGUUGUUGCUAUUCAAGAGUUGGGAGGUCCUACUAUUCCAUGGAGAGCCGGUCGUGUUGACCAGGCCGAGAGUGCUACUGCUCCUGAUGGCCGUCUUCCUGAUGCUUCACAGGAAUCUGACCAUAUCCGAACCAUUUUCUAUCGUAUGGGAUUCAACGACCAGGAAAUCGUCGCUCUUAUUGGAGCCCAUGCUCUUGGCAGAUGUCACACUCAAAACUCGGGUUAUGAUGGCCCCUGGACCUUUUCUCCUACCACUUUCACCAACGACUUCUUCAAGCUUUUGAUCGAUGAAAAAUGGCACAUUCGUAAGUGGGACGGACCCAAGCAGUACGAAGACGACAAGACCAAGUCGCUCAUGAUGCUUCCUGCCGACUACGCUCUUGUCAAAGACAAGGAGUUCAAGAAGUGGGUUGUCAAGUAUGCCAACGACAGCGACCUCUUCUUCAAAGACUUUGCCAAGGCUUUCAGCACUCUGCUGGAGCUCGGUGUCAAGUUCAAGGCCGACACUCCUGUCUGGGAGUUCCCCACCGUCAAUGCUUAG
This is a messenger RNA of Sugiyamaella lignohabitans, 1170 nucleotides long. RefSeq names its product Ccp1p (gene CCP1). The record is from RefSeq and is a predicted model, not a curated record. The transcript has a single exon. NCBI's taxonomy places the organism in Eukaryota, Fungi, Ascomycota, Dipodascomycetes, Dipodascales, Trichomonascaceae. Gene Ontology annotation, biological process: response to reactive oxygen species; cellular response to oxidative stress; hydrogen peroxide catabolic process. Bases 1 to 1170 code for a protein of 389 amino acids. Gene Ontology annotation, molecular function: heme binding; peroxidase activity.